AUGACAGAUCCACGCACCGGAAGCCGGUGGAUCUUGGGAGACAAAUUUGACCAGGUCUACCCUCACCUAGGUUCCAUCGACAACCUCUGGACAAAAAAAUGGAGGUUCCCGUGCGAGCGCAGUCUGUAUCCCUUCCACGACGGCAGGUUUGAAGAUUUCGCGCCCAUAUUUGAGACUUUGAUGCGCAAAGGUAUCCACGAUGGAUACAGCGUGGAGUACACCAAGGAGUUCUUACCCACAUGCGAGACCCUGGUCGAGCAAGCAGACGCUGAAGCUGAAAGGGGAAAUAAGGACGCUGCCAUUGCGCUUUACCUCCGAGCUUGUGCCGUCUAUCGCAUUGCUCGAUUUCCGUACAUCAACUCGGACGUCAAGCGAGAAGCCUAUGAAGCUCAGAAGCGGGCAUAUCUCAAAGCAGGAGCGUUGAUGGACUGUCCGAUCAAAGAUGUCGAGAUUCCCCAUACCGCAGGUAUCGAGCAGGAUGAAGGCAAGACGGUCCCUCUCUACAUUCGGCUGCCGAAAUCUGCCUCAGCGACAGCGCCGUGCCCAGCGGUGAUUCUGAUGUGCGGCUUGGAUGGGCACCGUCCAGACAACACUGUACGGAGUGACGGCUUCCUUGCCCGCGGCUGGGCGAGUGUCAUUGUUGACAUUCCGGGAACGGCAGACGCGCCAGCACAACGGCGUGAUCCCAAAGGCGCGGAUCGGAUGUGGACGAGUAUCCUAGACUGGAUGGAGCAACAAGGGACUUUUGACAUGAAGAAAGUCAUGUGCUGGGGCUUGUCAGCAGGUGGCUACAACGCCAUCCGAGCAGCGCAUACCCAUGCAGACAGGCUGGCCGGCGCUGUCGGCCAGGGCGCUGGCACCCAUCACUUCUUCACCAAAGCCUGGCUCGACAAGGCGAAAGACCACGAGUAUCCUUGGAACCCGAUGGCAGCGAUCACGGAGAAAUUUGGUUACACAAGUGAGGAGGAGCUCUUUGAGAACGCUCAACGAGAGUUUUCCCUCAUCGAGACUGGCAUCGUUAACAUGCCUUCUUGUCGGCUGUUGCUUGUUAACGGAACUCACGAUGGAUUGAUGCCGAUCGAGGACUCCAUGCUGAUGAUGGAAUAUGGAAGUCCCAAGGAGGCCAGGUUCUUCACUGGACUUCUUCAUAUGGGUUACCCACCGGCCAACGGUUCGGUGUAUCCUUGGAUGGAGCAGGUCAUGUCAUCGGCACGGUGA
Dissoconium aciculare CBS 342.82 is the source of this 1218-nucleotide messenger RNA. Its product is annotated as alpha/beta-hydrolase. The coding region runs from base 1 to 1218 and encodes 405 amino acids. Lineage: Eukaryota; Fungi; Ascomycota; Dothideomycetes; Mycosphaerellales; Dissoconiaceae. The record is from RefSeq and is a predicted model, not a curated record. The transcript has a single exon.